CAACUGCCACCAAGGAAUGUUACGAGAAUGGCACAUGGGCACCAGCAGUAUACAACGCCUGCGUCCUGGAGACUAAUCGUAAGGAGCACCCAUUUGAUGAUAUGUACACUACGAAGACGGUUAGUGUGAGGCUCAUCUACGAUGUCGGAUUCUCUGUCACAACAGUUGUGUUGAUACUAGCCUUGGCCAUCUUCCUCAACUUUCGAAGUUUGAGGUGUCUUCGAAACUCCAUCCACUGUAAUCUCAUCAUGUCGUUUAUUUUCUCCAACAUAACAUGGCUGACAGUUCAUAACACCCUCAAUGAGGUCACAACAGGGGCUCCAAAGUGGGUGUGCAAGCUGUUUAUGGCGGCCAUAACGUAUUUUCACACGGUCCCAUUUUACUGGAUGUUUGUGGAAGGCUUGUAUUUGUUUACCAUUGUUGUUUGGGCGUUUUCCGCUCAGAAAAUUCGUCUUUGGUACUACAUGAUCAUCGGUUGGGUUACGCCCUUUUUCAUUACGGUGGCUUGGGUUGUGAUGAAGGAGACCUAUGAUGAAAAAACAUGUUGGCUCCAUUCUGGGACUUCCGUUGACUACAUUAUCCACGGACCGGUGUUCUUGUUCCUAGCGACGAAUGUUUUUUUCAUCGUGGCAAUCAUAUGGGUUCUGGUGACGAAGAUGAAGGCAUCGAACACACUAGAGACUCGUCAGUCCAGAAAAGCUGUCCGGGCGACCGUGGUUCUGGUACCGCUACUGGGACUGACCUACAUCCUGUUUAUCAAGCCACCAUUUGAUGACCGUAUUCUCAACAGCAUCUUUCAGCACGUAAACGCUUUGUUACAAUCUACACAGGGCUUGCUUGUUGCCAUAUUCUACUGCUUCCUCAAUGGAGAGGUACGAUCCUUGCUUCGUCAGAGAUUGAACGCGCUACAGGACAGCCGCACUCUGAGCAGAUACACAAAAUCCUCGUUUUUUGGUAGUCCUCGACGUUCCAGUUGUUACGCUGUGGCUCUGACAACAUGUAACGGGAAAGGGGUCACCCCCAAAGGCAGCGUUAAUUCAAAAGGAUCAAGGGUGGGAGAAACAGAGACAGAAGCUUCUGCUUUGAUGAUAGAGAAGGUCGGUAAUACUUCAGAAGUGACACCGCUGAGUGACCGACUGUCCACUGACACCAACGUCUGA
Messenger RNA from Candidula unifasciata, 1160 nucleotides. The record is from the annotation of a GenBank genome assembly. NCBI's taxonomy places the organism in Eukaryota, Metazoa, Mollusca, Gastropoda, Stylommatophora, Geomitridae.